AUGAAAACCACAUAUCUUUACAAUUUCUAAGUUUGUAUGAAAAAGUAUGUUUGUUGGUCACAUUUGAUUUUACUAUGUUAAUCAAUAUAUAACGAAUGCAUGUGUCAUUUUUUUCUCGUGAAAUAAAAUAUAUUAUUUUAUCUUUUUGUUUGACACACAACACAAGUAAGAAAAUUACAUCCCGUGAACAAAAUGAUUGAUGUAUUUUACAUUUUCACUCUUCAAGCUAGGAUUGGUUCAGAUGCAAUCCCAUCGGUUCAGUUAGAAAGAAAUUGGUAUUUUAAAAUUGAGUUAAAAUAAUACUCCCUCUGUUCCACAAAGAUAGACUUUUUAGUAUUUUCACAUAUAUUAAGAAAACACAUUAAACUACCAUAAUAAAUGUAUCGUUUUAUGUAAUUUUCAAUUUUCAAUAACUUUUAACCAAUAGUAAUUCAAUAAAGUCAAUUAAUUUUCUUGAAGUUUACAAUUUUUCAUAGAAAACACAAAAAUACAUCUUUCUGAAACAAACUUUUUUUCUAAAAAGUCUAUCAUUAAGGAACGGAGGGAAUAUUUGUAGCAUCUUCUCGUCGAAAUAUGACACAAACUCGAUCAGUUGCUUCACGCUACCUAAACCAGCCAAGUCUCUUCAAAGACAUCGAGAUCCCAAUUUCACAUAGCUGCUUCAGUUUUCACUGAGAUCCCAAAUCUGAAAAUAAAUUCAGAAACGCCUCUUUGGGCUCCAAGAACUUACAUUUCCAUCAUGCACCGAUAUUCGGGAUUUGAUUUGUGGCCUACUUUGGCAUAGAUCCCGAGACUUCUCAGAGGGCUUACCUUUUUAUCACGCUGAGAGAUGUUGUCUCUGCUGCUACGAGAUUGAAUAUCGAUGGUGCUUCAGUGAUGCAGCAUCGCAUUGCCAUUGUCGCUGAAACAAGUUUUAGAGAAAUGGAUGCAUCGGUAAGCUAGUCAUGAAGCGUGUCAGAUAUUGCUCUUGAUGAUCAUAUAAUUUAACAUCAGAUAUCCUCAUUACAGCCUCAUAGUGCUCUAAGCACAUAUUAUGAUUAUAUUUGUAGACUUACAUUAAAAAAUUAUAUAAUGAAAUUUGGAGAUUGUUUUUUUUUUUCAUUUAUGUUCUGCAUUUUAGUCACUGAGGGACAAAGUUUGGCUAGAAUACAUAUUUAUAAGAUAACAAAUGUCAAACACUCUGGCCCUGCCGCAGAGAAGAGAGUUGUUUGGGAUCAAAUAUACAUCUCUGAGAGAAGUGGAGAUUGUGUUAACACGCAUGUAGAUAAAUCUGAUCUCAAGUUCCACAUUCAUACAUUGUUCAGUGAUAUGUAUAUCGCAGUCCAAGAUCUAGAAUACACAUGCACAUCUCCAUCCAACGAUUAACAUUUUACACAAACUUAUGCUGGACUUUUAUGGCCAGUUCUGUGUGAUCAAUAUCUAAAUAUUUAGAGGGAUCUCAUCUGAAAAGUGCAGCGUGAGACUGCAUUUUAUAUUUAGAGGGAUCUCACCUGAAAAAGGCAGCGUGAGACAACAUCAUUUUGAUUGUAGACUUUUCUCACAGACACAGUUAGUAGCUUAGUCAAUAAUGGGCAUCCAUCAAAUUCUAGAAGAUGCAAAGAACUUAUGGUUUCCUUAAAGACUAUUUUUUGGUUAGAGAAUGCUAAUUAUUUGCUUAAUGUAUUAUGGAUAUAUUUUUUAAAAAAAAAAAUUGUGAAUGCAAAUAUGGAACAUUUGAGGUUGAGGAAUAAAAUAGCUUAUAUAAACCAAAACGAAGAAAGAGUAACAAUCAAGAUGCCAGCUCUGGACAAUAUAUUUCCAGCUCUUGGUUACAAAUUAAAGACAACCAUUUGCCACUUAGAUAUGCCUCAUGUUGACUGAUAUUUUUAACAUGAACAAUUAGUUAUGAUUUAUUUUUAGAAAAUAGUUGUUAAGACUUAGAAAACAAACAGUAUAACAUACCUCAAUAUAUUUACCCAAAAAGGAACAAUAAACAAAUUUACAUCCUAAUAACUCCUAAAAUCAGCUAAUACAAUUUAUACUAUAUACAUAUAUAAAUACAUCUACAUCAACUCAACAUUCUCACCAAAUCAUCUUAUUUCGAAAUCACAAUAAACAAACAUACACCAUUAGAAAGGGGCAAGAAUCACAAUACUUACAAUAUGGCAAUUCAAGUGUCAAAGAAAGUUGCUAGUGUUUUGAUUAUUGUAAUUUUAUUUACAAUAAUUUUUUCAGCACAAGUCUCUCAUUCUAAAACGAUAGAUGUAGGAUGUGUAAAAAAUUGUAUUGUGAAUCAAUGCAUGAAAGCAUCAAAGAAGGCGACUCCAACAACAUGUGACAAUCCAUGCAAGACAAUAUGUACUACAACGGGUAUUAAUAGUUACAUCGUUCCACGAGGCGGUGGUCGUGAUCCAAUAAAAACAUUUUGCAUAACAUUUAAAUGGUUCUGCAACAAUUAAUAGAGAAGUACAUGAUUGUAUAAUUUCUAUGUAUAUGUCAUAUAUUUACAUUUUCAUAUCAAAUAUCGAUUAAUAUCUCAUGUAUGUGUUUAUUUUUCUUCCCAAACAAAAAAAAACCUAAUAUUUUGAAUCAUGGUAUAAUCACACUGAACGAUUAGUUGAAGACCUAAGCUCUUAGAAGUUGUUCAUGCAACCAACACAUCUAGCUGAUUGUAAUGAAUAGGGGUUCUCCAUCAAUAUUUCAAAAAUCAACUCAUCAAAUAGUUGUUUAGAUCAAUACAUUGCCAUAAAUUGCAACCUAUAGAAACCUAUUAAAUUAUAUAUCCUCAUUAAGCUAACUCAUAGCAUGCCGAUUGGUAUUCAAUUUAUGGUAGUGUGUUCUAUCUAAUAUUAGGCGUAACACAUGGUAAAUCUAUCGGGAAUUAAAAUAAUAAGCCUUCUCAAAAACUUUAUUCAAUCCAAUUUCUGGCAGAUAUUCCUUCGACUACCGACACUGGCUUGUCUCCUUUAUUCUAGCAUAUGAUAUAACAAAUUUGGAAAUCUUUGAAAGACCAAAGUACACAACGUUAGUUAGUAAUAUAAGAAAUGAUUUUCCUUUUUUCCUGCCUUGAUACGGUGGUCAAGAAAAGCUUGAUGUAGGGACGAGUCUUGAUAUCCUUCUGCAUUACGCUUGCUUCAAUGGUACCGAUAAUUCUCUGCCGGCGGUCUAUUUGCCGUAUGUUGUGUGUGAUGUUGAUACUUUGGCUGGAAUCGCAAGGAUGUACCAAUUGUGUGAUCAAUAUCUAAACAUUUAUUGGGCUCUAACCUGAACAGUGCAAUGUAAGACUGUUUCAUUUGGAUUGUAGGGUUUUCUACUUGCAGAACUCAACUUUGAUAGUUAUACCAAUUCCAGUCAGUUAGUAGCUUAGCAUAAUGGGCAUCCAUCAAAAUCUAGAAGAUGCAAGGAACUUUUGGUUUCCCUAAAGACUAAUUUUUGGCUUAGAAUGCUAAAUAUUUUCUUAAUGUAUGGAUAUUGUGAAUGCAAAUGUUAGCAUUUGGGGUUCAUGAAUAUAACUUACCCAACAACAAAGAAAGAGCAAUAGUCAAGAUGCCACCUCUGGAAAAUAUCUUUCUAGUUCUCGAAUACUUGGUUAUAAAUUAAAGACAAUUAUUUGCCAGUUAGAAAUGCCUCGUGUAAAUUGAUAUUAUUAGUGUUAACAAUUAGUUAUGAUUUAUUCAUAAAAAAAAUAGUUGUUAAGAUGACCAAACAAUAUAAGAUACCUCAACAUAUUUACCAAAAAAAAAGAAUAGAAAGCAAAUUGACAUCCUAGUAGCUUCUAAAAACAGCUAAUUAAUACUAAUAUCACUAACAUAUAUAAAUACAUCAACUCAACAUUCUUACCAAAUCAUCUUAUUUCAAAAUCACAAUAAACAAACAUAUACCAUUAGAAAGGUGUAAGAAUCACAAUACUUACAAUAUGACAAUUCAAGCAUCAAAGAAAAUUGCUAGUGUAUUGAUUGUUGUAAUCUUAUUUACAAUAACUUUUUCAGCACAAGUCUCUCAUUCUAAAAUGCUAGAUGAAGGGUGUGUAAAAAACUGCAUUGUGAAUCAAUGUAUGAAAGCAUCAAAGAAGGCGACUCCAGUAGCAUGUGACAAUCCAUGCAAGAAAAUAUGUACUAAAGUGGGUAUUAAGAGUUACAUCGUUCCACCAGGUGGUGGUUGUGAUCCAGUAAAAGCAUUCUGCAGAACAUUUACAUGGUUCUGUGACAAUUAAUAGGAAAUAAUAUAAUUGUAUAUUUUCUAUGUAUAUGUCACAUAUUUACAUUUCCUAUCAUUAUGUAUCGAUUAAUAUCUCAUGUAUGUGUUUAUUCUUUUUCCAAUACAAUUCUUUUUAUAGUUUGAAUCAUGGUAUAAUCAUACUGAACCAUGAGUUGAAGACUCUAAAACUCUUGGAAGAUGUUCAUCUCAACACAUCUACUAGAUGAUUGCAAACGAAUUUGUUCUCAUUUACUAUUUUAAAAUUUCAAAACAGAAAAAAUAAUUGUUUAGGUCAAAACACAGUGCUAACUCAUAGCAGACCCAUUUGUAUUCAAAUAUUGUAGUGAUUCACUUUACUUCUAUCUAACAUUUAUUUCUAUCUAACAUUAGGCAUAACACAUAACAAAUCUAUAAAAAAUAAAUGAACCAGCCUAAUCAAAAACUCAAUUCAAACCAAUUUCCGACAGAUAAUCUCCUUCACCCUAUUUUUACCAUAUGAUACAGAAAAUUUGGGAACGUCGAAAGAUCAAAGUAUACUAUGUUAAUAAUGUAAGAAAGGAUCAUAUGAUAAUGAUAAGGUGGUCACGAAAAGCUUAAAACUGUAUUUCAGGGAAAUAAUAUUUAACGCGGCUCCUUCAGUAAUCAAAGUAACAUGCUAUUAAAAAAGAAAAAUUCUUGGAACCUAUAAAUUGGCUAUUUUAUAUAUAAUUUUUUUUCAAAAAAGGAAACAAAAUAUUUAGAAUUUAUUUUUUUAAAUAAGAGAAUAUAAAAUAAAUAAAAAUGUAUAAUAACAAUAAAAAAUGAUUUUUUUAAUAUUGUUAAAAUCGUUCAUACUAAAUACUAAACCCUAAAUCCUAAACAUUAAACCCUAAAUUUUUAGGUAAACCCUAAACUCUAAACCCUUGGAUAAAUACUAAACCCAUGGAUAGACUCAUAACCCUUGGAAUAUCUCUUUACCCAAGGGUUUAGGGUUUAUCCAAGAAUUUAGGGUUUAAUAUUUAUGGUUUAGAAUUUAAGGUUUAGUAUGAACAACUUUAACAACAUUAAAAAUAUCUUUUUUUUAUAGCUACUACUAUCUUUUUUUUAUAUAUUACCUAAGGGUUUAGGGUUUAUCCAAGGGUUUAGGAUAUAAGAUUUAGUAUGAACGACUUUAACAAUAUUAAAAAAAAAUUUGUUUUUUAUUGCUAUUAUAUUUAUUUAUUAUUUAUUUAUUUUUAUCUUUUUAUUAAAAAAAUAAUUUGUAAAUAUUUUAUUUUCUUUUAAAAAAAAUAUGUAUAUAAAAUAACCAAUUUUCAUUGGUCGGUGAACCUAUAGUUAUUUCGCUGAUGAAUCCAAAAAUUUCUCAUUAAAAAAUUAUUUGCUUUAUCGGUCUCUAAAAAGUAAAAUGGGCUUUUCUGAGUGGGCCUCAGUUCAUGUCAAGUUACCUCCAUACCCUUCUUCCGGUUUUUCACAAAUACCACGCCAACGGUUGUCUUAAACCGGUCAAACGAGUUUACGAAGAAAGGGCAAAUCAGUCACAAACAUAAACAAAUGUCUGUCUCGGACAUCGCGAAGCUACCGUUCUGUGUUCACUCUGUACAACACCCUUGUCUGCUUCUCCCUCGCAUCUCUCUCUCUCCUCCCUUUCAAAUAAAGUUUUCAACUUUUCUUCUCUCUCUCCUCAAGAAGAAGAAACCCACUGAUAAAGAGAGAUUCUUCCUCUAUCAAACCCGUAAACUCCUGAAGUCUCCAGACCAGUCGUCGGUUUGUCUGAACCUUGUCCAUUGUACGGUGAGAAGUUUCCGGUAAGAGAGAGUCUAGAACCCUAGAAGAAAGUAUGA
Messenger RNA from Brassica rapa (field mustard), 5996 nucleotides. RefSeq lists its product as uncharacterized. The record is from RefSeq and is a predicted model, not a curated record. Lineage: Eukaryota; Viridiplantae; Streptophyta; Magnoliopsida; Brassicales; Brassicaceae.